UUAGAAUUUGUCUCAUGAAUAAAUACAAUGGGUUCUUCUUUUCCCAAGACUUGCAUCAGUGGUGUCGUAGUAGCGUAAGCGCUUUAGUUGUGGGAAAUUAUGUGUUCUAUUUACGGUCGUGCAACCUAAAGACAUGAAAGUAUGUAUUAAAACGCAUGCGGUAUAAAGAGAUGAUAGCAGACUAGUAGUCUCGCAGUCAAAAUGAUGUAUCCAUGUAUUAUGACAAGUGUUCCAGCGGACUCUUAAUUUUUGAACUAGAACAUAAGGUAUUGAGCUUAUCUUGUGGUCUAACUAGGGUCAUAUCACAUUCAUAUUUGUUCAUAUGAUAUUUGCCACUGGACAUUUAUUACAAAUUCAUCGUCAUUUAAUUUUGUUAUUAACUUCACUGAACCUCAGUUUUCUUACCCCUCAAAGAAAUAAGUCAUUUCAUUGGUUGAAUUCCCAGAAUGCAUUAAAUUCUGAAACGGUGAAUUUACCGUACAGAAAAUUCAAAGACAAAUGAAUCCUUACAUGUCCCAAGGUUCCAGUAUAAAACGUACUUCAUUUUCAAUCUGUCUUAAGCCUUUCCUUGACCAGUGUUUUAUAUUUUGCAACCUCGUUUAUAUAUGACCAGUAGUAAAAUUAUCUUGAUCUUUGACAACAUAAAAUUGACCAAUAUAACAUUUAAAGUUAAAUACAUUUUUGUAUUUUGAUAGUGUAAAAAAAGAAAAAAAAGUUGUAAUCGAUAUAUAUAAAAGUUUUUUAAAUUAUUAAAAGGAUAUUGUGUGACAUUUUAAAUCAACGAAAAGAAGAGGAAAACAAAUCUCAUUUUUUCAAUAAUGAUUUUGAUUUCUUUUGUCUCUUUUUUUUUUUUUGCUUCAGCUGAAAAAUGUGAAACAUUUUAUUGGAAAAGUAAAUGUUACAGCAAACCUUGUUCAUGUUGUUCCAGUUCCAGUGGAAGCUGGUAUAUAACAAGGAUCUGCAACGAAUGUUGUGAAAAGAAUGGUAACAAGUUUUGUGUUCCUGAUGUAUUCUAUCACAGAUGUGAACCAGCAAGCACGACUUCAGAUAGACCAUAUACAACACAAACACCAUUAAACAGCACGGAUCAAUAUUCCUCGAAUAGCAGCAAACGUCCCUUUGGUGUUUCUCUUUAUGUUUGCUUUGUCAUUGUGGCAAUAUCUGGCAUUAUUCUACUUAUAACUAUUGUGUUUGUGAGUUGGCGAUGGAUAAGAAAGCUACUAAGACAUGUACGAAGGAAUGUCCCAUACACCUCCACAAAUACACAGACAGACAGGAAUAAUGGAUGGAUACAACAGAAUCCGAUAUAUAAUAUAGGAGACGGAGACACAACAACACCUGCUGUCCUACCACCUGUUUAUUCAAUUGGCAGUUAUAAUUGCGCCCGAAAUGUGACCAAUGGUGAUCUACAGAAUGACCCACCACCUGUUUAUACAAAUAGCAGUUACAAUUGCGCCCAAAUUGUGACCAAUGAUGAUCUACAAAAUGACCCACCACCUGUUUAUAUAAAUAGCAGUUACAAUUGCACCCAAAAUAUGACUAAUGGUGAUCUACAGAAUGACCCACCACCUGUUUAUACAAAUGGCAGUUUCAAACAGAAUUACCCACCACCUGUUUAUACAAAUGGCAGUUUCAAUUGCGCCCAAAAUGUGACCAAUGAUGAUCUACAAAAUGACCCACCACCUGUUUAUACAGAUGGCAGUUACAAUUGCACCCAAAAUAUGACUAAUGGUGAUCUACAGAAUGACCCACUACCUGUUUGUACAAAUAGCAGUUACAUAUGCGCCCAAAAUGUGACCAAUGAUAAUCUACAAAAUUACUCACAACCACUUUUUUCAUAGUAUACUGUUUCAGAUCAAUUGAGUAGGGAAAUAUUAUGAUAAAGCUGGUAAAGAACAGCAAUGUUUUCAUAAACAGAGUAAGGAAAUUCACAUUAAGCAAAGCAUAUUUUAAUAAAAUCGGGAAUGUUAAAAUACUCUUGCUAGCUUUAAAUGUGUUAAUGAGAUAGGUAGUUUUCGUUCUUGGUAUUAGUUUAACGACUAAUUAAUGAUUUCCCUAAAUGAACAAAAAAGAAUUGAAAAAGAGACAAUAUUUAAAAGCAACUGGACUCAUAUAUGUAAUAAUCAAAAUAAUUCUGACUCUAUUUCAGUCUUCGCCAGCAUAACAUUUAUUUUAACCGUAAUGGCGCAUUGUUAGUAAGAUGGUGAUAUUAAGUACGGAAUCAUUAGAGGCACACAACGUGAAUUUUUUUUUUAUAAUACUGUGUUCCAAAUUGUUGCGCUUUUACAUGGUUGAAUAUGGAAUUUCAGUCAGAACAUGGAAUUAUAGAUACUUGUGAUACAAGUGCCAUCGUAUUGUAACAGUUAAAAGUAUUGCACCGUUGUAAUCAUUUUACAAACAUAUUUUGAAAUAAAGUGAUUUUCUGACAAUUCUUCAAACAAAUAUUAUUUUGUGUGCUCCUUUGGUUUUCCGAUGGUAGAGAUAACAAUGCUGAGUUUUGAAAACAAAAGAAAAUGUUACAUUCUCCAACUUUUAAUGUUAUGCAUGUGCCUGUCCAAAGUGAUUAAGAGAGGCCAAAGAUACUAAAGUAAUAUUCAAACUAAUUAAUCGAAAACCAACGGACAAUAUGUCAUGGCAAAAAACGAAGAACGACUAAAAGACAAUCAACAUUGUACAAAACAUAUUCACUUCAUCCGUUGAUUUAUUUUAGGGUUUGGGGUUAUAUCUUAAGAAGAGGAAAAUUUAAGAGCGUAAUCUAUUUAGUAGGCAUCUGUGCAUGGUUUAUCGCUCUAUAUUGACGUUGUUGUCAGUUACCUAUUGUAAGGAUUGGUUGCUGUUUAAGUGACGUAGACGUCGGCUCCUAUUUUUUUAAAUCCCACAGUUUAUCUAUUAUACAUGUAUAUUAUGUACUUUACUAUUGCAAUAAAGAAAAUGAUUUUAAUUUUUA
Molecule: messenger RNA, 2947 nt
Organism: Mytilus californianus (California mussel)
Lineage: Eukaryota; Metazoa; Mollusca; Bivalvia; Mytilida; Mytilidae
Exons: 5
Coding region: 819-1841 (340 amino acids)
Source: RefSeq, a predicted model, not a curated record